AUGCAGGUGUUAGAGAGGAGAGUAAAGCUAUUUAUUGUAUUGUAAGCAGGGACUCCAUCGUUUAGAGAAGUGAAAACGUGUUGGUUUGCCGGUGAAGAAGAAAGAGAGACAGCGUUCAACCAUCAGAGACUCGAACAUGGACGUCUGCCACAGUUUGAUCUUCUUCGUUCUCACUCUGCAGGAUGGAAGCACCGGUCUCGUCAGUGCCCAACUCUCUGUCUAUUCAGGAAUUGAAGGAGAAGAUGUCAGAGUUAAAUGCUCCAUUUCUUCUUAUAGAGGCAGGGAGUUCUUCUCUGACCAAGUCUGACUCAGGACGCUACAGGUGUGGUGCGGAUACAUCUUUGACACGGACUUCAUACGAGUAUAUUGAGAUCAUCGUUGUUAAUGCAAUGCUGGAUGGUGAUCCUUCUGCAGAAAAAACAAUUGAUGCUAGAACUGGAGGGAAUAUUGCAGUUCAAUGCUACUUUACUCGAUAUAGAGCCAAGAAGUACGUCUGCAAGGAAGAAUGUAAAAAAGGAGACAAUCUUGUUGAAACGACUUGGAAAUCAGAUCAGGAAAAUGGCAGAUACAGCAUCAGAUAUACUCCAAUAUUUUCAACUUAUUUUCUGUAUGUGAGCAUCAACCAGCUGACCCAGUCUGACUCAGGAUGGUACAGGUGUGGUCUGGGCAGAACUUCCUCUAACGAUCCAUACCAGAGGUUUAGGCUCAUCGUCACUGAUGGACUUCUUUGUGCCUGCAUCUUUUUGUUCACAGCUCUGACCACUUUUCCACCUUCAUCAUCCGUCUCAUCAGCAUCCUCAACAACAACAAACCAAAGUGAAAGUUCCACAACUACACCAGCCUCCCCUAAAACUACAGAGCACCCUGAAACAACUAAAGGUGUGGUCCUGUAUGUGUUUCUGACUCUGGUCGUCCUGGUCAUCAUGUCAUCACUGUGUGUGCUGGUAUUCUGCAGGAAGAGGAUUUGUAAAGACAAAGGUGAGGAACCAGAACCUCAUGUGGAAACACAAUGUGCUUCUGCACCAGAGGCUGAAGACGACCCGAGUCAACACACCUACUCUGAGAUCAAAUUUGUCAGCGUGAGAUCGUCCCACAGCGGUUUCCACGGUGACGCUGAGUGUGUUAUCUACUCUGUUCCUCAGGUGGAAGCUAGCUCUGAUGAGCCCCCUCUGUACUCUACUGUUAACAACCCCCAAUAACUCUCACACUGAAUUAAGCAGCCGUGUAAAUAUUCUGAAACAGAGAGAUGUUUGUGGGAAUAUGUAAGAUUAUUUAAAGUGGACCUAUCAUGCUAUAUUUGAAUAAUAUAGUGUAGGACCAUACCUA
This is a messenger RNA of Trematomus bernacchii (emerald rockcod), 1326 nucleotides long. RefSeq lists its product as uncharacterized. Gene Ontology annotation, cellular component: plasma membrane. The record is from RefSeq and is a predicted model, not a curated record. The coding region runs from base 183 to 1199 and encodes 338 amino acids. The transcript is spliced from 8 exons. NCBI's taxonomy places the organism in Eukaryota, Metazoa, Chordata, Actinopteri, Perciformes, Nototheniidae. Gene Ontology annotation, molecular function: transmembrane signaling receptor activity.